This is a messenger RNA of Pistacia vera, 954 nucleotides long. Its product is annotated as thioredoxin M3, chloroplastic. The record is from RefSeq and is a predicted model, not a curated record. NCBI's taxonomy places the organism in Eukaryota, Viridiplantae, Streptophyta, Magnoliopsida, Sapindales, Anacardiaceae. Bases 213 to 725 code for a protein of 170 amino acids. The transcript is spliced from 2 exons. Gene Ontology annotation, molecular function: protein-disulfide reductase activity; oxidoreductase activity, acting on a sulfur group of donors, disulfide as acceptor. Gene Ontology annotation, cellular component: cytoplasm.
GUUCUCAUUAUUGCCAUUCUCACAUUUGAUUUUGUUUUUGUUUUUGUUUGUUGCUGCAGACUCACUGAUGCACUCAACCUAACCGAUACUGACUCGUCUCAUCUCAUCAGUCAUUCCUUUCCUUCAUCUUCCACUUGCUCAACAACCCAUUUGAACAACAACAAAACGAAACUCUUACUUCACUCAAAAACAAAACUUUUCGUACUUUGCUAAUGGCUUCUGCUACUUCUUGUUUCUCUUCUGCCCAUUUGGCUACUCCACGUGUCCCUUCGUUUCCUUCUCGUAAUCUCACCCCCAGCGCCAACACCAUCUCCUUUCCCUUCCGUUUGCUCCCCAAAACGGCAACUCUCAAUACCCGUAACGCGCCUCUUUCACUUAAGAUACUGUGUAUCCGUGAAUCUAAAGCUGCAGUGGUUACUAAAGACUCAUGGGAGAGGUCGAUUCUGAACAGUGACACACCCGUUCUAGUUGAAUUUUAUGCAAGUUGGUGUGGCCCAUGCCGGAUGGUCCAUCGGGUAAUUGACGAGAUUGCUGGAGAGUAUGCUGGGAAACUUAAAUUCUAUAUGCUCAACACAGACACUGACUUGCAAAUUGCUGAGGACUAUGAAAUCAAGGCUGUACCUGUUGUAUUGCUGUUUAAGAAUGGAGUAAAACGCGAAACUGUGGUCGGAACCAUGCCUAAGGAUUUCUAUAUUUCUGCUAUUGAGAGGGUUCUGGAGCCAUAAACUUGACUUUGCACUUGACUAGAACAUCAAGUAAAGUCAGAUUUUUUCGUCAUAUGAUACCCUAUUGUUGAAAUUUUGGUUGGUCUCUCAGUCUAUUAGAUGUACAUCCCUUAGAUAAUUACUCUCUUGCUGUUACCAUGAGAGGUAAUGGACUGUUAGUGGAUUUAUCUUUUGUCUUCCUUUUUGUUAUGACUAUAUUUUGUAAAUGUUACCUUAUUGUUCAUGCCUA